CUAUUAACUUCAUAGUACGGACCUGGAUUACGCCGAAAUCGAAUCGAUAGCUCAAACGGAAGACAAAUCAACGAAAUCAAACGAACGGGUCAAAUUGAGUCAAAAUACGAAAUCGACCAAUCAAUCCGGCGUGGAGGUUAAUCUGCCGGCGAUAUCAACUCGGGGCAGCGGCUGGAUGCGGCGACGGUGACGGACGCCGGCAACAGUGGCAAGGCGGCAGCAGCUCCUAGAAAUCACGAACAGAGGAGCAGCUCCGGUGAUAGCCUCUGUCCGACGAAAUCCCUAGCUGCAACAACGGUGAACCGGCGAUGUAUCAGUCCGGUGAGUCGCAUCGACCGCCGGCGAAGGGCGACGGCGGCUGGAGGCGAUUGGCGGCGCUGCAACUCGACGGCGAGGAGCAGCGGGCUACUGGCGAAGGAAGCCGCGGCGAUUGGCUGCGGCGAGGAGGCUCUGGCUUGCGCGACACCGGCGUGGUCGAACGGCAAGGGAGGAUGACCGGUGACUGGCUCACGGCGGGGAUCGAGAACGACAAAGGUGAAGAUGAAGAUGAAGACGACGAUCGUGCGGCUCUCGGAUCUGGACGGAAGAUAAUAGGUUUAGAAAAAGGUCUGCAGUCUGCAGACCACAUCUGCACACAUCUGCAGGAGAAGAGGUGGACCAAAGGGGUGUCUUCCCCUGAAAGGUCAAAAGCUCCUCCAGUUGUGGAAUCCAACCCAGUUGGGAGCUCCUCCGGGAGCCAGGCCCAAGGCAACACCACUGCCUUGGCUGUUUGCAAAUCACCUGCUGCCUUGGACGUCAUUCCCAUCUCUGCCAUUCCUGGGCUAAGGAAACCCACGCCAUCCUGGAAACGACCACGGGAAGGGGUCACCGACGAUGAUUUCCUUCCCAAGAAGAAUAAAAGUGAGGGUAUUCCUGUUUCGCUCAGCCCCCUGACCACAUCUUCUGGUACCCAGAGUACCGCCUCUGCUGCCGCAUCCGGAGAGGGAGAGGCUGACAGACAGAAAGAGCCGGAGACUUCUCCUGCGAGAGAGAAGAAGGUUGAAGUGCAGAAAGAAUUGGAUGCCUCCUCCACGGUGGAGAAGGAAGCUGAAGAGCAAAGAUGUGCAAAUCUAAAGAAGAUGAGGGAAUCAGUGCAGGAGCCUGCAAUUCCCCAGGCAUGCCCCGACUUGCUUGCCCUCAAUGCUCUGCACUUCAUGGAGCAGGCCCAACAAUCACUCCUCACCCUGACUGAGGAGUACUUGGGUGGAGCAUCAGGGAACUACCGGGCCGUAGUGGUCCUGAAGGAGAAUGAGUUGGCUGUCAGGCUCUGCAACAGAAAGUUGGCAAAUGGCUCAAUGGAACUAGCAGCUGAAAGGUCCAGGGUCAAGUCCCUGCAAGAGCAGAUUGCUAUUUACAAAAGGGGGAGCCAGGAUCUAGAAACGCAGUUUGACAGACUCCAGGCGCAAAUUUCCAUCCUAGGGUCAAAGGUCCCAGCUUCAGAAGACAAGGUAGGGAGUCUAAAGACUGAGUUGGUUGAAAGGGAGUCCCGGGUCUCCAAGCUGGAGAAUUCCCUCCAUGACGCCAAGCAGGAGGGCGCCCAUCUCAACGAUCUCGUGAUAAAACACAUAGAGGCGAAACGGCUUAUCCUCGGGAAGUUGGAGAAAGAGAGACAGACUGCCAGCGAGCUCCGGUCAAGGAUGGGUGAACUGGAGAAGACAAUAGCUGCUCAUCAAGGGGAGGUGGCUGCCCUGACCACCCGCGCUGAGGCCCUCUACGAAGAAGGGAAGUUUGAUAUGCAACACUGCAUCUAUGGGGCAAUCCAGAGCGGUCUUCCGGAACACCGAUCCUUGGAUGACUUCAUCUCUUACUAUGGAGUUGUCUUUAUUGAUCUUACUAUUUCCGAUUCUUCUUCUGAUUCUUCUUCGUUGGCAUUCCCCUCACUUGGGGCCCCAACACCUGAACUCUCUUCUGGGCCUUCUCUCACCUCUGAACAAUCGGUGACUUCUCCCUUGCCCAGGGAGGAGAAUCACCCUCAUCUCCCCCAACUGGCAUUAGGGGGUGCUCUUCCGGGUUCCAGCGCCCCUCCUAACGAUGCCAGAAUGGAAGUUUCUUCUGGCUGUCCUGGCACGUCCCGUCCGCAGAAGAGACACAAUCCCCACUCGGGAGCUUCCCGGUUGGUCUCCGGCGCGAGGCCUUCCUCCCAAGGUUCUCCCUCUCCUCAGCAGUCAUAUGGACAACACCUUGAGGAGUGGGGGGAUUAUGACAUGGGGGGAAACAGGCAUCCGUCUACCCGGAGGGAAAAGGACGAAACCUUCCAGGAUCUACCUCCCCCUUCGGCCUAGGCGGAACGAUGCCGUAAAUCCUCCUCUCAUGUCUCAUCGUUCUCCUUGUCCGCCUUCAUGGAAGUGACUGAAGGGCGUCCACGGGGAAUGGUUUUCAAUCCCACCCGUUGGUACCCUUUCGUUUUCUGUUUCUUUUGAAGGAUGCAUCAGGAGGAUGAUGGGUUCUCCCCACACCUUCCUGCUCUGGCAUUCUUUCUGGUCCAGGCGGGGCAACAAGGGUCAGCGGAUUCGCUCCCUCUACCACACCGUUCCUCCUGGACCCUUGAAGUGCCGUUUCACCUUCAUAUUUUCUUUUUUAGUAGUAGGAUAAAAGUAAAUCAGGGACAAAGUU
This is a messenger RNA of Cuscuta campestris, 2652 nucleotides long. The record is from the annotation of a GenBank genome assembly. Lineage: Eukaryota; Viridiplantae; Streptophyta; Magnoliopsida; Solanales; Convolvulaceae.